AUGGCGAAAACCUUCUCUGCGCCCGUGGCCCGGCCUGCCGCCCUGAUUUCCCGCGUCAUCGUCUGCCCACCUUCUCCGUCUUCAUGCCUGGGCCCAUCACACACCGAGACGGGGCAGAGCAUAUGGGGACCGGCCUGGGGGGUCUCAGCCGUCGGGUGA
Gaeumannomyces tritici R3-111a-1 is the source of this 159-nucleotide messenger RNA. RefSeq lists its product as hypothetical. The coding region runs from base 1 to 159 and encodes 52 amino acids. The record is from RefSeq and is a predicted model, not a curated record. NCBI's taxonomy places the organism in Eukaryota, Fungi, Ascomycota, Sordariomycetes, Magnaporthales, Magnaporthaceae. The transcript has a single exon.